AUGAAGACUACCUCCGUCCUCGCAGCUGCCGCGCUGGUCGGUGCUGCUACCGCCAAGGUGCACAAGCUCAAGCUGGACAAGGUCCCCCUAUCUGAGCAGUUUGAUAAACGCAGCCUAAAUGACCAUGUGCGCUCCUUGGGUCAGAAGUACAUGGGCAUCCGCCCUUCUCAGGCCGAGGACAUGUUCCAGGACACGUCCAUCCACGCGGACGGUGGCCAUGAUGUGCUAGUUGACAACUUUCUAAACGCUCAGUACUACUCAGAGAUCACUAUUGGCACGCCGCCACAGAACUUCAAGGUUGUCCUUGAUACGGGCAGUUCAAACUUGUGGGUUCCUUCGUCUUCUUGCAACUCGAUUGCUUGCUAUUUGCACAGCAAGUAUGACUCGUCGGCCUCGUCUACCUUCAAACAGAACGGUAGCGACUUUGCCAUCCAGUACGGCUCAGGCAGCCUUGAGGGCUUCGUGUCUCGCGACGUGGUGACAAUCGGCGAUCUCUCGAUCAAAGAUCAAGACUUCGCAGAAGCCACCAACGAGCCAGGCCUGGCCUUCGCUUUCGGCCGCUUCGACGGCAUUCUGGGUCUUGGGUUUGAUACCAUCUCUGUCAACAAGAUCGUCCCUCCCUUCUACAACCUGCUGAACCAAAAGUCUCUUGAUGAGCCUGUAUUUUCCUUCUACCUCGGCGACAGCAACAAGGAAGGUGAUAAUUCCGAGGCUACCUUUGGUGGUGUUGAUGAGAGCCACUACACAGGAGAACUAGUCAAGAUCCCCCUCCGCCGCAAGGCUUACUGGGAAGUUGACUUCGACGCCAUUGCCUUCGGUGACAGCGUUGCUGAGCUUGACAACACUGGUGUUAUCCUCGACACCGGUACCUCCCUUAUUGCUCUCCCCUCCACCCUUGCUGAGCUUCUGAACAAGGAAAUUGGCGCCUCGAAAUCGUGGAAUGGACAGUACACCGUUGACUGCGCAAAACGCGACUCCCUCCCCGACCUCACUGUCACCCUAAGCGGACACAACUUCUCUAUUACCGCAUAUGAUUACAUUCUCGAGGUCCAGGGAUCUUGCAUCAGUGCCUUCAUGGGUAUGGACUUCCCUGAGCCUGUUGGUCCUCUUGCCAUCCUCGGAGAUGCCUUCCUCCGCAAGUGGUAUAGCGUCUACGACUUGGGCAACGGUGCCGUCGGUCUUGCCAAGGCCAAGAGAAAAAUUGCUGUUGCCUCGAGUGAUCAGAGCAACCCAACGCGACUCGACCGCCUACGCUGUUUAUCAACUAGCCCCAGCCUGAUAUUUAGUACAAAAGCGGGUGGGCUGUCGGUGUCAAUUCAUAAAUUCGAAGAUCUACGGGAUAUGCUUCUGCGACUGCCGCCCACUCUCCAUUACCCCAUCACCGUGACAUCGCUGCUCAAGCGUCCGGGCGAUACGGUUGAGCGGGGUGAUUAUCUCUUUUGGUAUGUCUACAAGACUACUGUCAUCGAGGGCGAUGGGCUGGGCAAUGAUGUCGAGGUUCAAAGGGAGUUUCCCAUAAAAUUCGAGUCAAGUGUUGAUGGGAAUGUGUUGGAGUGGAAAAUCUCUACGGGAGAUAUUAUUGACGAACCGGUAAAUGUUGUUGAAAUCGAAGAACCAUGUGCCCACGAGGUUCAAUUUGGGGGUAUGUGCGCCGAGUGUGGAAAGGACAUGACUGCCGCGAACUACAAUACGGAUAUUAUGGACUCGAUGCGCGCGCCAAUCCAAAUGACCCACGACAACACUGCUCUUACAGUUAGUCAAAGAGAGGCUACACGAGUGGAAGAAGACGCUAAGCGCCGGCUGUUGGCCUCAAGACGCCUGUCCUUGGUUGUUGACUUGGACCAAACGAUUAUACACGCAACUGUGGAUCCAACAGUCGGGGAAUGGAAAGAAGACAAAGAUAACCCAAACCAUGAGGCUGUUAAAGAUGUUCGUGCGUUCCAGCUCACCGAUGACGGCCCGGGUAUGCGCGGCUGCUGGUAUUAUAUCAAACUUCGACCUGGACUGGAAAGCUUUCUACAAAACAUUUCCGAAAUUUACGAGCUACACAUCUACACAAUGGGUACCAGAGCGUAUGCGCAACAUAUUGCAAACAUUGUCGACCCUGAUCGUAAACUCUUUGGAGAUCGAAUUCUAAGUCGUGAUGAGAGCGGCAGUCUUACAGCAAAGAACCUGCAACGUCUAUUUCCCGUCGACACGAAGAUGGUCGUAAUUAUUGACGACCGCGGCGAUGUCUGGAAAUGGAAUCCGAAUCUGAUUAAAGUGUCACCUUAUGACUUUUUUGUGGGCAUUGGCGAUAUCAACUCAAGCUUCUUACCAAAAAAGCAGGAGUUAACCCCAGGAAAGGCUAAAUCCAAACAUGGAGAAAAAAAGGCUGCAGCUACCCCUACUGAACACCAUGUCAACGGCUCCACGCAGGCUCAAGUCUCUGGGAACGAAGUCUCGGCGUUGGAGCAACUUGUAACUAUGGGUGGCGGAGACAACCCGUCAAUGCUUCAGGAACAAGCCACGCAGCAAGAAGAAACAAUCAUGCAUCAAGUGGAAGAUAGGCCGCUGCUUCAGAAACAAAAAGAGCUUGAUGCUGAAGAUGACGCCUCUGAAUCGCAAGCAGGCGCCGAUAGUGAGACUUCAUCGUCAAGCAUGGAAGAUUCUCAGGAUAUAGCGCGGCCAAAGCAUCACUUGCUUGAGGACCACGACACAGAGCUGUUUCAUUUACAAGAGCGGUUAGAAAAAGUGCAUCAGGAGUUCUUUGAAGAGUACGAGCGGCGCCGCACAAGGAACCUGGGAAAAGGAAGAGUUUCCGCUCUUAGGGGUGAGAGGAUUAUUCGGGAUAAAGAUAUCGAACUAGAGUUGCUGCCUGAUAUCAAAACUGUCAUGCCACAGAUUAAGCACAGAGUUCUUGGAGGCGUCGUCGUAGUCUUUUCAGGAGUUUUGCCGCUGGGGACUGACAUGCAGAAUGCCGAUAUUUCUCUCUGGGCCAAAAGCUUUGGUGUCGUUGUCUCGACUAAGAUAGGGUCAAAAACGACACAUUUAGUGGCAGGACGAAACCGGACAGCUAAAGUACGCGAAGCAACGAGAUAUCCUCGAAUCAAGAUCGUCACAACACAAUGGCUGUUAGACAGCUUAACGCACUGGAGACACAUGGAUGAAGAACCAUAUUUAAUUCCAGUCCACCCGGAAGAUCGCGGUGAGCCUGUUCUAGGUAGCUCACCUUGGCUUUCUUCAGAUGAUGAUACAGGUGUAUCAUUUACAGAUGACGAUCUCAAUGUCAACGACGAGAUUAUCAGGUCGUCCGGCAUGACAGAGCAUUCACGUGUCGGAUACACCGUGGAAGAGCAAGCUGCAGUACAUGAUGAACUCAAGGAAUUUCUGGGAAGUGAUGACGAAAGCGACGAUGAUGACGAAGAUGAAGAUGAAGAUUACGUCGAUGACGCGGAAAACGAUGAAGCAGAAGGCGAGACAGAAAAGGGGCCUGUCACUCUAGGCAAGACAGAUCCUUCUCGUAAGCGAAAGCGGGAAGAAGGAGAUGCAGACAGUGAAUUGACGGAAUCUGGAGAAAAAGAGAAUGAACUACGACUGGCACAGCGACUGAAAAGGUCGAGCAACUCUGAAAACAAUUUGAAUGAAAGUACGGCUGUUGGUGUGCCUAGUAGAACAGCAGCAGGAGGAGUGGACGAAGCUGAUGAUGGCUAUGGCGGCGAAGAGGAUGGCUUCGCAGAGAAUGCGGACUACGAUGAGGACGAGUUGGAGAAGGAAAUGUUGGCGGCAUUUGAGAAUGGAGAUUUCGAUGAAUCUGCAGAAGCAAUUGGUGCGGAUAAUGGUUGA
Talaromyces atroroseus is the source of this 3825-nucleotide messenger RNA. RefSeq lists its product as hypothetical. Gene Ontology annotation, biological process: proteolysis. Gene Ontology annotation, cellular component: nucleus; fungal-type vacuole. Gene Ontology annotation, molecular function: phosphoprotein phosphatase activity; aspartic-type endopeptidase activity. NCBI's taxonomy places the organism in Eukaryota, Fungi, Ascomycota, Eurotiomycetes, Eurotiales, Trichocomaceae. The transcript is spliced from 10 exons. Bases 1 to 3825 code for a protein of 1274 amino acids. The record is from RefSeq and is a predicted model, not a curated record.